Penaeus monodon (black tiger shrimp) is the source of this 1855-nucleotide messenger RNA. RefSeq names its product alpha-catulin-like (gene alpha-Catr). Gene Ontology annotation, biological process: cell adhesion; Rho protein signal transduction. Lineage: Eukaryota; Metazoa; Arthropoda; Malacostraca; Decapoda; Penaeidae. Gene Ontology annotation, molecular function: actin filament binding. The record is from RefSeq and is a predicted model, not a curated record.
CUAUGUCGCGUGGGUCAGGCCGUGAACGUGGCGGUGGAUCGCUUCGUGACGGUCGGAGAGACGAUAGCGGACGACAACCCCGAAAUCAAGGUCGAGAUGUACGAGGCCUGCAAGGAAGCCAGGGCGGCAGCAGAUGGCGGCGGCGAGGCAGGUGCUCGACCGGUCCACCAUGAUGCUGCUCACGGCUUCCAAGGUGUGUCUGCGGCACCCGGAAUGCCUGACGUCGCGGGAAAAUCGAGACACCGUGUUCUGCCAGAUGCGGCGAGCGAUGGACCUGAUUCACUACGUGGUCAAGGACGGGGUGCUGGACUCGGUCAACGCGCAGGGCGAGGCCAGGGUCAACGGCCAGAGCCCCGCCGAGUCCCCUGGCACCCUCAAGGCUCGCCAGGAGGACUGGGACGCGAACCACACCAUGUACGGCGCCAUUCGCUACCUCGAGGACUCCGUGGAGAUGACCCGCAUGACCCUCUGCGGCCCCGCCGUCAGGGACCGCCUCUGUCAGGAGCAAAAGGAGCCUCUGUCCCCGGGAGACGACCUCGAGACGGCCAUCAACGCGGUCCUGGCGGCCACGAGGGACAUGAAGAUCCAGCUGCAAAACACGGCGCUCGUUCAGGCCGAGGAGCUGGUGAGAGGCGCGUGCGAGGAGAGCGAGCUGAUCAGCGCCCUCAAGAACGCCGGCCUCGCCACGGACCAGGAGAGGCUGGACGAGUACGCCGACCGAUUCCUCGAACACAUAGAGCACAUACAGGAGGUCUGCAAACUCCUCCGCCACAUAGCCACGACAGACUCGCUGCAGGUGGCCGCGAAAUACGGCGAGAUCAACCUGCGCAUCUACGGCCCGCAGGUGGUGACGGCGGCCCAGACACUGUGCCUGUACCCGACGUCCAAGAUCGCCAAGGAAAACGUCGAAGUGUUUGCUGACAUGUGGCUCAAUUUGGUGGGAGACGUGAAGAGUUUGACCAAGGACAUUGGCGACCAGAUAGCUGCCGAGAGCAAGCCGCCAGAGAAGCAGGUGUACAUGUCUCUGCCGCGCCCGGGGAAACACGGCACCACACCCAAGCCCCCGAAGCCAACCAAGCUAGAUCAGGAAGAACAAGCUAAACUUGCCAAGUCUGGCUUGGAUAUGAAGCUCAUGGCCUCCGAGGUGGACCAAGAGACGGAGAAGUGGGAAGAGCGCAUAACCCAGGACGAAGAUAACGACAUCGUGAAGCGGGCCAAGAACAUGUCCUCGAUGGCCUUCUCCAUGUACCAGUUCACGCGGGGGGAGGGGGCGCUGAAGACCACGCAAGACCUCUUCACGCAGGGGGAGUACUUUGCCGAGGAGGCUAACAGACUCUACAAGGUCGUCAGACAGUUCUCCUAUCAGGUUCCGGCUGGCCCCCACAAGAAAGAGCUGAUGGAGCACCUAGACCAGAUCCCAACCUACGUUCAGCAGCUGCAGUUCACGGUGAAAAACCCGACGGUGGGCAAGGCCGCCACCUUCACCAAAGUGGACAACGUCAUACAGGAGACCAAGAACCUCAUGAACGUCAUAUCCAAGGUGGUCACGACGUGCUUCGUCUGUGCAACUAAGUAUGAGCUGCGUCUCCCUGAGCGGCUGGAACUCCCUUCAUUGGACGAGGUUCGGGCAUCAAGCCAAGGCAACCCUAUUGGACAGGUACCAACACAGCCACAUCCACUAGUGUCACCUCCUCUGACAUUCAGACCUUCCUUCAUGUCAAACCUUCCUUCUUGCCAGUCUUCCUUGACACUGGGUGCCCCUCCAGCACCCACUCCCAUUCCCCAGACUGUACCUCUUCCAUCACACAUACCACAGAAGUCUCCCCUGGGGCACCUGAUGUCUAGCACCCUUACU